AUGGGAAAGAAAAAGGCUCCCGUUUUCCGAGACGCUGCAGCAAACAAGAAGAAGAACGAAGACGAAGGUGCUUCGAUCAAAGCCAUUCGCACAUGGGACGAUAUCGAGCAUGAUUCAGAAGACGAAUUUCACGAUCGUCGUGGAAAGGUGUUGCUCGAGAAUGACGCCAACAACGAUGAUGAUGAGAGCGAUGCUGAAGUUUUUGGCCUUGGCUCAGACGAUGAGGAUGAGGAAGAAGAACUUUCGGAUGAUGAGAUUGUGCCUGCCAACAAGGAUGAUAGUGAGGAAGAAGAAGAUCAAACCUGGGGUAAAUCCAAGCAAGCCUACUAUGACGCCGAUGAAGGAGAUGACUUGGAUGAGAUGCGAGAAGAGGAGACUGAGGCCUUGAAGAUCCAAAAGGAACAAUUGGCAGCUAUGGAUGAAGCUGAUUUUAUGGAUGAAUGGGGUACUGGCCCUGGCGCAGACGAGGAAGCUGAUAAGCAACUUGUGGAAGAUGUUACCAAGGAUUUGGAUGAUAUCACUUUCGAUAUCAAACAAAACAUUGCCAAGCGACGAAAGAAUAUCCCAGUCCCUGAGAAGCUCAGAAUUCUUCAAAAUGAGUCACCCGAGUUGUUGGAUUUGUUGAAUGAGUUCAAGGAAAAGAGUGAGACAGUGGAAUUGCUUGAUACAUUGCUUGCAAGGAUACAAUCUAAGGGCAAGAGCGAUGAGCACGAAGCCAAGUUUUUACGAUUCAAGCACCAGUUGCUUAUGAAUUACUUGACCAAUGUCUCGUUUUAUCUUGUCCUCAAGGCAUCCGGCACGACAGGUCUCAAAGAUCAUCCUGUUAUUGACGCCCUUGUCGAAUUACGGUCACAAUUGGAAAAGACGGAUCAACUCGAAGUCAAGCUACAACCCGAAAUCAAUGCAUUUAUGGAUCGACUCGAUGCUCCCGAGAAAACAGCUACCAAGAAGGAAGCCUCUUCUACCAAGAAGUCUGCCAAGAAAUCUUCAUCCAGCAAAAAAGAGAAACAGCAACCCGUACCAGCAUCACCAGAACUUGAGGAGGAGGAUUACAUGGUUAUGGAUGAUGAUCAGGAGGAAGAGGAAGAUGAGGAAGAAGAUGAUGCCAUCAAAGCGUUCGACAUUGAACAAGAAUUCAAGAGUCUUAAAAAGAGCAGCAAAGCAGCCAAGAAACGCAAACGUGGCAUGCAAGAUGACUUUGGUGAAUUGGAGGCAUUGGAUGAAAUGGAUAUGGAAGACAAGCUGGCCAAGAAGCGAUCAUUAAGAGAUUAUGUUGCCAAGAUUGAUGCUAAAUCGGAUCAAAAAUUGACAAGAUACCAAGGUGAUGUCGAUCUUCCAUACAGAGACCAGGACAAUUGGAAACAAAAGAAUGGUGUUGCACAACCCAAAGACUCGGCUGCAGAUUUGGAUGAUGAGGAUUAUGAUGAUGAGGAUAUGGCAGCAGCACGAAACAUGCAUGAUGACGAUGAGGAUGAUCCAUACUAUGCUCAAGCGGUGGCGGAGAAAGCAGCACAAAAGGCUGCCAAACGAGCUCAAUAUGAAGCAUCACGACCCGAGAUUAUUGAUGGUGAUUGGCAAGUGGAAGAAGGUGAAAAGCGACUGGCAUCGUACAAGAUUCUCAAGAACAAGGGUCUCACCCCCAAGCGCAAAAAGGAGAACCGCAAUGCUCGUGUCAAGAACCGUACCAAAUAUUCCAACAAGCUCAAAAAGCUGGCAUCUGUGCGAGCCGUGGCCAAACCUCUCCAGGGUUCCUAUGGAGGCGAAUCGACCGGUAUCAAGAAGAAUGUCGUCAAAUCUGUACGCUUCUAG
This is a messenger RNA of Lichtheimia ornata, 1809 nucleotides long. RefSeq lists its product as uncharacterized. The transcript has 9 exons. Lineage: Eukaryota; Fungi; Mucoromycota; Mucoromycetes; Mucorales; Lichtheimiaceae. Gene Ontology annotation, cellular component: small-subunit processome; nucleolus. The record is from RefSeq and is a predicted model, not a curated record. The coding region runs from base 1 to 1809 and encodes 602 amino acids. Gene Ontology annotation, biological process: maturation of SSU-rRNA from tricistronic rRNA transcript (SSU-rRNA, 5.8S rRNA, LSU-rRNA).